AUGGCGCAAUCAUGCCAUGAGAAAUGUACAGCAAAUAAUUGUGACAAAGGUAAACCAACCCAAUGCACGAAGGUUUUGAAGGCUUUGUUCGAGGGCGAAAGUUGUGCCUUAUUAUAUAAUGAAGAUGAUGAGGACGAAGAAUUUUGUUUUACCGAAGACAAUAAAUGGUUUGAAGAUGCGUGGGUGCAGGGUCUAGAGGAGAAAGAAGAAAUGCGGUCGGGAUAUAGAAAAGCGGCCAAGCAGCAAGUUCAACUAGCUAUGGAAGCCCUGGAAGAGGCGCAAAAACAGUUUGAUGCUGCGCAAUUCAAUUUUGACAAUUUUAACAGUCAAGAAAAUAAAACUGUAGAAAAUGUUUCGCUUUAA
Molecule: messenger RNA, 363 nt
Organism: Paramuricea clavata
Lineage: Eukaryota; Metazoa; Cnidaria; Anthozoa; Malacalcyonacea; Plexauridae
Source: the annotation of a GenBank genome assembly